Phytophthora nicotianae INRA-310 is the source of this 534-nucleotide messenger RNA. RefSeq lists its product as hypothetical. Bases 1 to 534 code for a protein of 177 amino acids. Lineage: Eukaryota; Oomycota; Peronosporomycetes; Peronosporales; Peronosporaceae. The record is from RefSeq and is a predicted model, not a curated record. The transcript is spliced from 2 exons.
AUGAGCAAUUACAACACCACUUGGUACUACGCCGUAGGCGUGGGGCGUCACGUCGGCAUCUACACCGACUAUCAAGACGCUGGGGACCAGGUGUGUGGCUACCCGAACUUCCGGAUGAAAAAGUUCCAGUAUUACGGCGACGCGCAGGACUUCAUCAACUAUUACAACCAGGACAGCGAAUCCUCGGGAGACGAGCAAGAUCCAGUCUGGUACUACGCAGUUGUAGUUGGCCGUUGCACUGGGAUAUUCACGGACGUUGAUGACGCUUUGACUCACACACGUGGAUACUCCAAUGCCAAGUUCAAGAAGUUCCUCACCUUCGAUGGAGCUCAGAAUUUCCUAUAUGACUGGGGUCUUGAAGUUCAGGAUAACAUCGAAUACAGCAACGGAUCGAGCAGUUGGUUCGCUUUCGACAUUGAUGGAGGAGAGCCGGACUGUAAUGACCCCAAACACCCGGAUUCAAUGGUGGCCUUCUGCGACGGAAGCGCUCUAAGAAAUGCUACGGGUACCAUGGCUGGAAGACAGUUGGAUUAA